Messenger RNA from Synchiropus splendidus (mandarinfish), 3121 nucleotides. RefSeq lists its product as uncharacterized. The transcript is spliced from 18 exons. Gene Ontology annotation, molecular function: channel activity; DNA binding. Gene Ontology annotation, biological process: positive regulation of interleukin-1 production; monoatomic cation transport; regulation of DNA-templated transcription. The coding region runs from base 198 to 3101 and encodes 967 amino acids. Lineage: Eukaryota; Metazoa; Chordata; Actinopteri; Syngnathiformes; Callionymidae. The record is from RefSeq and is a predicted model, not a curated record.
GGAAGGUGGGAGGGGCCUGUCUCGGCUGACGUCACCGGCUGUGUGGAGGAGUAUAGGCUGUGCUGUCAGUCCAGUGUCAGUCUGAUGAAGAUUGGCAUGCAGGUUUUGAGGACAGAGUUGGAUGCCGGACCACCAAACUAACAACGAAGCUGCUGUGCCGCUGAGGGCCGAUAAACAUCUCGAUGUGAAGCCACCCCAUGAUGCAACAUGUGUCCCCAGCACCUGCAGUGACAAUGAUGGCCACCCAGAGCGUUCCUCCUCCAUCGUAUCAAGAGAGCCAACAGAUGACGGGCACGACUCAGCAGAACACUAAGACCCCACAGGUCCACAUCCCAGCAGCCUCCGCAGCAGGAAAUACCUCUGUCAGUGUGACACUUGACCCACAAGCACAACUCGAGUCCGACAAGAGGGCGGUUUACAGACACCCGCUGUUCCCGCUGCUCGCGCUGCUGUUCGAGAAAUGCGAACAAGCGACGCAGGGCUCGGAGUGCAUAACGUCCGCCAGCUUCGACGUGGACAUCGAGAACUUUGUCCACCAGCAGGAGCGAGAGCACAAGCCUUUCUUCAGUGAAGAUCCAGAGCUGGACAACUUGAUGGUGAAGGCUAUCCAGGUGCUGCGGAUCCACCUCCUGGAACUUGAAAAGGUCAAUGAGCUGUGUAAGGACUUCUGCAACCGCUACAUCACCUGCCUCAAGACCAAGAUGCACAGCGACAACCUCCUCCGAAACGACCUGGGAGGGCCCUAUUCUCCGACACACACCAGUCUCAGCAUGCAGCAGGAACUCAUUCAGACCUCCUCUCCAUCCAUGACCUCCGUCUCCAGCUCUGUUAACCCAUCGGGCAUUGUUGCGUCUGCUGGAGGACUACAGCAGAGCAACGUCGCCAUGACUACCAUCAACUCGCAAGUAGUGUCAGGUGGAACCCUGUACCAGCCGGUUGCCAUGGUGACGUCGCAGGGGCAAGUGUUAACACAAACACUGCCGCCGGGAACCAUCCAGAUCCAGAACUCACAGGUGAACGUGGACCUGGCGUCUCUGUUGGACAAUGAGGACAAGAAGUCGAAAAACAAAAGGGGGGUUCUGCCCAAGCAAGCCACCAACAUCAUGCGCUCCUGGCUCUUCCAGCAUCUCAUGCAUCCGUACCCGACAGAAGACGAGAAGAGGCAGAUUGCUGCACAGACAAGCCUCACACUACUGCAAGUCAAUAACUGGUUCAUCAACGCUCGCCGGCGCAUCCUGCAGCCGAUGCUGGACGCCAGCAACCCUGACCCGGCUCCCAAAGCCAAGAAGAUGAAGUCUCAGCACCGACCCACUCAGCGCUUCUGGCCCGACUCGAUCGUAGCAGGAGUUCUGCAGACGCACCGAGCGCAGACGGGAAACAACUCCGACAACCCGCUGAGUCUGGACAGCCUCCAUUCGCUGUCGUCGGACUCGGCCACACUGGCUAUGCAGCAGGCCAUGCUGGGAGCUGACGACUCCAUGGACGGCACCGAGGAGGAGGAGGAAGAGGAGGAGGAGGAAGAAGAGGAGGAGGAGGAAGGAAUGGAGGAGGAGGAAGAGGAAGAAGAGGGAGAAGAGGACAGUGACCGGAGGAGGCAAAUGUCAGGCGGAGGAGGAGGAGGGCGGAGGGAUCUGAGCAUGGAGCACUCGGAGGACCUGAAAGCUGAGCCGCCUCAGCACCGGGGCCCAGGCUCACACAGGGCUCGGUGGAACGCCCUGGCCUGCUGCUCCGUGCUGGAGGUGUCCAAGAUGUCCAUCGCCAAGGCGGCGGCCAAGGCCAUGCUGUCAGACGCCCUGCUGCAGGAUGGCCUGACACUGAACCGGAUCAGCCACCUGGAGCUGGAGCUUCCUCUGGACAAGGUCAUCAAGUACGUGUCGGUGGGCCUUCCGCUGCUGCUGGUCUGCAUGGCCUUCGCCCGGGAGGUUUCCCUCGGGCCUCAGAUCAGCUGUUUCCCUCCCAGCAAUUUCACCAUCAAGCAGGCCGGCUACGUCGACACGUACUGCUGGGACUCCCUCAUGCAUCACGAGUUUGACAGCGAAGGGAACUUUGAGGAACGCUCGCUCUGGGUCCACAAAAUGUUCCCCUACUCUCUUCUGGCCAUGGCGGUGCUGAUGUAUCUGCCGGCCCUGAUUUGGAGACAGUUGGUGAUGCCCACUCUGGGGUCCGACCUGCUCUUCGUCAUGGAGGAGUUGGACAAGUCCUACAACCGCUCGGUCCGAAUGGCCCAGAGCAUUCUGGACAUGCGCCAGGCCACCAAAAACCCACUCACCUUCCAGGCUGAGCUCCAGAGGGCCAAAAGGAAACGCUACUUUGAGUACCCUCUGCUGGAGAGGUACUUGAAGUGCAAGCAGAGCUCCUACUUCCUGGUCAGCAUGCUCUUCCUGCGCGGCUUCCUCCUCCUCACCUUCAUGACGGCGGCUUGCCUCUACCUGGCCUACUUCCACCUGUCGGCCUUCCUGCAGGACGAGUUCAGCUGCUUCGUGAGAACCGGGAUGCUCCGAGACCAGACCUGGGUUCCUGAGCUGGUGCAGUGCAAGAUGAUCGGCCAGUUGGUCUUCCAAGUGAUCAGCGUCGCCAACGGCGCCAUCUACGUCCUGCUGGCGCCCAUCGUGCUCUUCAGUUUGAUCCGCCUCUUCGUCUGGGACACGACCUUCAUCUCCGUGUACGAGGUUCUCCCCGCGCUGGACCUCCUGAACAGCCGCAGACUGGGAUGCCCCCUCAAUGACCUCAAUGUUCUCUUGCUGUUCCUGCGCGCCAACGUGGCGCACCUGAAAUCCUACGGAAAGGUUCGGGCGCUGUGCUCCCUAGCGCCGCCGCAGGUCGGCGCCACCACUGCAGGGCAAGGCUUGAACGCCAUGCUCAGCCAAGAGGAGCUGGAGGAGCGUGAAGAGGCGGCGCUUGAGCUGGCCGAUGAGCUGGAGGAGGCCAAGGAGGAGGGCAAGCUGAACCUGGUGGACAUCAUGACCAUUCUGGGCGCGGCGCAGGCAAGAGUGGUGAACAGCAGCGAGCAGCGGCCAGUGGUUGAGGAGAAUAUGAGCCUCGAGCCAAAGCACCAGGGGUACCAUGAGUUGAAGGAGACCGCACCAUUUAGUCAUUACUAGACCUCCCGGACUGAGUCAAU